This is a messenger RNA of Meloidogyne enterolobii, 372 nucleotides long. Lineage: Eukaryota; Metazoa; Nematoda; Chromadorea; Rhabditida; Meloidogynidae. The record is from the annotation of a GenBank genome assembly.
UUAAAUUUUUUGUUAUGUACAUUAUUUAGCUAUCUCAGUCCUCUAAAUUUUGAAUUUAUUUUUAAUAUUUUUUUUAUAUUUUCUGCUUCAUUUCUGUGUUUAUUUAUUCAUAUUCGCUUUUUCUUCCUCAAUUCGUCCUUCGCUUGGCUCUUAGCUCAAAUGCAAAUGACCCUUUCUGUUUACCUUACAUUUAUUCCUAUCUAAAUGGGAGGAGGACGCUGUGUCUGGGACUAUUUUUGCAUUGAUUGUGGCCAUUUAGAGAUGCUUAUAGUGUCCCCCAUUUUGUUAAAACAUAACACACCUCUGUCCAUUUUUAUUCUUUCCCUCCCUUUUAUUUUUCAAGGGUUCUUAGAGCUUAGAUUUUUAAAUUAA